This is a messenger RNA of Closterium sp. NIES-65, 1083 nucleotides long. Lineage: Eukaryota; Viridiplantae; Streptophyta; Zygnematophyceae; Desmidiales; Closteriaceae. The record is from the annotation of a GenBank genome assembly.
AUGGGUUACACGAUGCGAGGCAUAUCUUUGCCGCUGCUGCUUCUCGCGCUUUUCGUAGCGUCAGCCUCCGUCGCGCCUGUUUUUGGAAGGACCUUAUCUACUCGUCGCAGCCUUGCCCUCAAGGCCCUCUCGCUCGUGAGCUUUCCGGGAUCGUCAACCAUUACUCUGCUAGCAAAUCCCGGAGACACUGGCGGAGAUAUCGGCGGAGAUAUCGGCGGAGAUACCGGCAGUGGCGGCGAAAUUGGGGGAGGGGGCGAUGCGGGGGAAGGCGGAGAACCUGGCGGACCUGGCGGAGACGUCGGCGGCGAUCAGGGCGGUCCUGAGGGCCCCCCUGGUGGCGACAACGGGGAUACCGCCAGUGGCGGAGAUCCCGGCAGUGGCGGCGACGUUGGGGGAGGCGAGGACGGCCCGCCACCGAUCGGCGCCGGCGGAAAGGGAGGAAAGGGCGGAAAGGGAGGGAAAGGUGGAAAGGGCGGAAAGGGAGGAAAGGGCGGAAAGGGAGGGAAAGGGGGCAAGGGGGGAAAGGGAGGGAAACCUGGUAACCAGCACGGUGGAGCUGGCGGAGAGCAGGGGGAAGCUGGCGGAGAGCAAGGGGGAGCUGGCGGAGAGCAGGGGGGAUCUGGCGGACAGCAGGGAGGAUCUGGUGGAGAGCAGGGCGGGGUUGUUGAGGAGCAGGGGGGGUCAGGGGGGGCGGAUGGUAGCCAGACUGGGGGCAUAACGAGCACCGGAAAGGGCGGAAAGGGAGGAAAGGCUGGGAAGGGCGGAAAGGGUGGGAAAGGAGGGAAAGGAAGCAAGGGGGGAAAGGGAGGGAAACCUGGUAACCAGCAGGGCGGGCCUGGCGGAGAGCAAGGGGGAUCUGGCGGAGAGCAAGGUGGGGCAGGCGGAGAGCAGGGGGGAUCCGGCGGAGACCAGGGGGGACCCGGCGGAGAGCAGGGGGGAUCUGGUGGAGGGGCUGGCGGGGAGCAGGGUGGGGCGGAUGGUAGCCAGACUGGGGGCACAACGAGCACCGGAAAGGGCGGAAAGGCUGGGAGGGGCGGAAAGGGUGGGAAAGGAGGGAAAGGGGGCAAGGGUGGAAAGAAAUAA